UUGCGGCAAGUGUUUGAAUCGCUGGAUCGUGACCGGAAAGGCUCUCUAGACUUCGAUUCUGUGUACGAUUGUCUGAACAGCUUGGGGCUUCAACCGGACCGUGGGCAAGUCGAAUCUCUUGUAAAGAAAUAUGAUAUUGAUGGGGACGGGAGCAUCGGCUAUGAGGAAUUC
Messenger RNA from Guillardia theta CCMP2712, 171 nucleotides. RefSeq lists its product as hypothetical. The annotation marks the transcript as partial. NCBI's taxonomy places the organism in Eukaryota, Cryptophyceae, Pyrenomonadales, Geminigeraceae. The record is from RefSeq and is a predicted model, not a curated record. Gene Ontology annotation, molecular function: calcium ion binding. The transcript has a single exon.